UGUCUCCGUCAACACAACAAUGGCGGAUGCCGUGGAGGAAGCUCUUCGGGGCAGCUGGGACCAGGAUCUCAUUGACGCUCUUGACUCUGGUGGCUCAGACAUGGAGAUGGAGAGGGGCACCAUCCAGGUCCAGGAGCAGUCAGCUGAACACCGGGCCAAGAUGUGGAAGAUUGCUCUCAAUGUCUCCGGAAAAGGCGACAGCCUGGCUUCCUGGGACGGUGUCCUUGAUUUACCAGAACAGAAGCUCAUUCAUAACCGGAGUCAGCAGCUGAUCGACCAGCUGGCAGUGUCAGAGGACGAGAGGAGUGAAAUGGUGUCCGACGUUGAGUCUGUCAUCACUUUCUACUGCAAGUCGCGUAACAUCACUUUCAGUCCUGAGCUCAGCUGGCCGCACCUGCUCAAACCGCUGCUGGGGCUUCAUCUACCCCGGAGCGACCUCUACAACUGCUUCUAUGCUAUCAUGAACAAAUACAUCCCUCGCGACUGUGUGCCCAAAGGCCGGCCCUUCCACCUGUACAGACUACUGCUGCAGUAUCACGAGCCGGAGCUGUGCUCGUUCUUGGACACCAAAAAGAUCACACCAGACUCGUAUGCCAUCAACUGGCUGGGUAGUCUGUUUUCAAGCCACUGCCUUCCUGAAGUUACCCAGACAUUGUGGGACUCGUACCUCCAGCAGGCGGACCCUUUUCUCAUCUUCUUUCUCAUGCUUAUCAUCCUCGUCAAUGCCAAAGAGACCAUACUUACACAAGAGGGAGAAAGCAAAGAGGACAUUAUCAAAAUGCUGGAAGCGUCUCCUUCUCUCCUGGAGUCCGAGGACAUUGAAGACUUGUUUUCACUGGCCCAGUAUUACCAGAGCAAAACCCCUCUGUCGCUCAGAAAGAUGAAUCAGAAUCUGUUUGGUAGCAGUUUGGUGGCGCUCAAAGAGGAGGACACUGACCUCAGUCAGGCGUUGUGCCUCCCUGUGUCUGUCCCUGAAAUCCUGCAGGCAAACCAGCUGCAGCAGGAUGGGGUACGUUUCUUCGUGGUGGAUUGCCGGCCUGCAGAGCAGUACAAUGCUGGCCAUCUGUCCACAGCCUUCCACCUGGACUCAGACCUGAUGCUCCAGAACCCAUCUGAGUUUGCACUCUCUGUGAAGUCCCUCUUGGAGACACAGAAGCAGUCUUUAGAGUCGGGUUCCAUCGCCAGCGGAGAGCAUCUGUGCUUCAUGGGCAGCGGGAGAGAAGAGGAAGACAUGUACAUGAACAUGGUGUUGGCACAUUUCCUGCAGAAAAACAAAGAGUAUGUCAGCAUCGCAAAAGGAGGUUUUAUGGCUCUUCAGAAGCACCUGGUAGACAUGAACGUCGAGGGGCUCGACUCCUCGUACGUCCACUGGAUCGUCAGCACAUCUGGAUCUCACAGCAGCCUCAGCUCAGCUGAUGGAGAGUCUCUGAGCGGCCCUGGAGACAGCAAAGGUGUGAAGUCCCUGGUCAACAAAAUGACAUUUGCUCUCAAGUCCAAGUCGGUCAAUGUGAAGGAGAAGAUGAUCAGCUUCAUUGAGAAUACCUCUGCCCCCGUCGACAGAAUAUCUUUCAAUCUACCCUGGCCAGAGAAGGUGAUUCCAGAUCGGCAUGUGAGCAGCAGCGACCGCGUCGGCAAACCUUACCGGGGAGUGAAGCCUGUGUUCAGUAUUGCUGAUGAAGAAGAGUACGAUACAGAUGAGAUAGACAGUUCCUCCAUAUCUGAUGAUGACCGGAAGGAGAUCGUCAACAUUCAGACCUGGAUAAACAAACCUGAUGUAAAACAUCAUAUUCCAUGUAACGAGGUGAAAGAAACAGGUCACAUGUUCCCCAGUCACUUGCUGAUCACAGCCACUCACAUGUACUGCCUGAGGGAGAUCGCCACAAGGAAGGGCUUUGCUUACAUCCAGUCCAGACAAGCGCUGAACUCAGUGGUGAAGAUCACAUCCAAAAAGAAGCACCCAGAGCUGAUCACGUUCAAGUUUGGCACCAACAAUUCAGCUGGGGUGGAGAUUUCAGCGGUUGAGAGGUAUUUGAUUCCCAAUGCGGGCGAUGCCACGAAGGUCAUCAAGCAGCAGAUCAUGAAAGUCCUGGAUGCCCUGGAGAGCUCAUAAAUGGUGGUGGUGAGCUCGUUUUGGGAGAUUAAUAUAAACUGUAGGAAGAGGCUCCGUCGGUGAAACCUCCUCCUACUCUCCCUCCUGGACAGAUCCCAGUGCAGUGUUGACUGUGAAGCCCCGUGCGUCUGUCUUUGGGACAUGUGGGCACACUGCUGACUGCAGACCUGUGAGCCAGGCUGCGAGUGUUGAAAUAUUUAGGUGCUCCGCUGUCAUCCAACCAUUAUAUUAUACUUAUUUAAAAAGAAA
This is a messenger RNA of Neolamprologus brichardi, 2359 nucleotides long. It is a transcript of the gene tbc1d23, whose product is annotated as TBC1 domain family, member 23. Gene Ontology annotation, biological process: retrograde transport, endosome to Golgi; embryonic brain development. The record is from RefSeq and is a predicted model, not a curated record. Gene Ontology annotation, cellular component: trans-Golgi network. Lineage: Eukaryota; Metazoa; Chordata; Actinopteri; Cichliformes; Cichlidae.